Messenger RNA from Amphibalanus amphitrite, 4809 nucleotides. RefSeq lists its product as uncharacterized. The record is from RefSeq and is a predicted model, not a curated record. The coding region runs from base 19 to 2823 and encodes 934 amino acids. The transcript is spliced from 6 exons. NCBI's taxonomy places the organism in Eukaryota, Metazoa, Arthropoda, Thecostraca, Balanomorpha, Balanidae. Gene Ontology annotation, molecular function: G protein-coupled receptor activity. Gene Ontology annotation, cellular component: membrane. Gene Ontology annotation, biological process: cell surface receptor signaling pathway; G protein-coupled receptor signaling pathway.
AAGUGCUGUCCGAAAGGGAUGCUGAUCCAACGCAGCGGACUCCGCUGUGUUCCGGCCGAGUCUCCCUGGACGCCGGUGUUCCACCGCGAGGAGAAUCCACUGUUAGAUACUGAGCCUGUCCGCCUGGUAACUGGUGUACCGGCGUGUGCUGAGCCCGGGGAGGAACCGCGAGGGGUGUUUCCACUAGAGCCUGACCGCCCACCACCGCAGCGACCCGCGAGUGAAGGCAGUUCCUCACAGGCAACAGACAAGACUGAGGCUCAUGCCAGCCCUUCAGGGUCUGAAGAGGCCUCACGCCCCCAUCCGGAUCGGUUCUUUUUACAGGAGGAUGGUCAACUGUUGGCGCCCGAGCAGGCUAUGAUACCCGCUGGAGAGUUUUGUGUCGAUCGGGUUCUGUAUGAAGAGUGUGAUGAGGAGCAGGAGACCGAUCCCUCCCCCACUCCUGAGCCCAGCGUGAGCUCCACCAGUUCCGCGGACAAUGCAGACGAAUCUACAGUAAGGUAUAGGACAAAGAGGCGCAAUGUGGUCACAGGUGGUAAUCGAGCAGUCAGAAGUCGCGAAAGAAGACAUCAACAUCGGAAGAGCAAGACGUCAAAUCUUCAUCAUUCGACCCUCCACAACAUUCAUCGAAAGCAGCGGGUGCGGCGUGGGGGUACAAUCUCCUCCGAACUCACCAUGUUAUCUUCCAUCCCAAGAACGGCUCGCUCCGUCGCCUCACCCCACGGAGGACCCCGCCCUCGUCUAAUGGCCGUUCUCUGCUACCCUCGUCCUGCCGCCGUGCCUCGGCCCGGUCCUCCCACCCUACUGACCGUUCUCCAGACGUGCUCGGCCGUGGGCCUGCUGGGGGUGCUGCUGGUGCACCUGCUGGUACCAGCGCUGCGGAACCAGCACGGCAGGUGUCUGGUGUCUCACGCGGCGGCGCUGUUGGUGGCGCUGGGAUGUCUGAUGGCGUCUUCACGGCCGGCGGUGUACUCCAGGCUGGAGCUCUGUCAGGGCGUAGGUCUUCUGAUGCACUUUUCGUUCCUGGCCUCCUGUUUCUGGCUGAACGUGAUGAGUUUCGACAUCUGGCUCACAUUUAGUCGUCUGCGCGCCGCUCCAUCCCGGACCAGCCAGCAGCGGGAGCGGUUCGUCCGCUACUCGCUGUACGCGUGGUGUUCACCACUCCUGCUGACGCUGCUCACGGCGCUGAUGCAGUUCGUGCCCGGGGAACAGCCGCUGCUGCCGCCGCCCGGGAUUGGACGGGUCAACUGCUGGUUCCCAGGCAGUCGUGAGAUGUUGAUCUAUUUCCACUGGCCGAUCCUGGCGCUGAUGACUGCCAACCUGUUCUUCUUCCUGGUGACGGCCUGUAACCUGCGCCGGGGGGAGAAGAACGCGGAGAGAGUGCGGAGCAGGAAGAGAGGCGUCGAGAGGUUCAAGAUCUACGUGCACCUGUUCGUUGUAAUGGGCGUAUCAUGGAUCGCCGAGGGUCUCUCCAAACAUUUCGGACCAAGCGACCUAUGGCUGGUGGCAGACUUGUUCAACAGUCUCCAGGGCGUGCUCAUCUUCCUCCUGCUGGUCCUCCGCGGUGGGACGCGCCGCGCGCUGCGUCGACAGGUGGCGCUCUGGUGGCGUCAGGCGGCGCGGCGCACUCUGAGCUCCUCCUCCGGCCGGCGCAGCCGCUCCACGUCCGCCUCCUCACGUCAGACAGUCCCCACCACGGCGUCAGCACGUCAGUCAACCCACACGUCAGCACGUCAGUCGGGUCACGCGUCAGCGGCAGUGCGGCUAUCAGUUCCAAUGCCAGUGUCGGCACGAAGGUCGCUGUCGCCGCCGCGGCGGACUCCAGAGAUGUCCAUUAGGUGGCGCUCUAAGUCAGUCGGGUCGAGACAGGUGGCGCUGGUGUCGAGGACAGAAGCACAGAGAGGAGGGGACGAGGAAGAGGGACAGAGAGGACGGAGAGGGAGAGUGGAGGACGAGAAAGAGACACGGAAAAGUCAUGUGGAGGUGAAAGUAUCUCAGGCUAACACGAGAGCAGGUCUUCUGAAUGGUAAGCUUCGCAUCAACUUUGGGUCUAGAGAUCGUGAUAGCAGUUCGAGAGAUUCAAUCAAUGUGUCUGGUAGCAGGAAUCCCACCGAAUCCGAUUCAUCCUGCAGUAUAGUUGUAAGUUCAAAUGGAGGGUCUGCUGUGUACAAAAAUUCUACGGUAAAAUGUGGUGAACGGGCUGGAGCAGGCAACCAUGUCCCUGUUGAAUCAAACAGAUCGGGGAGCUUGUCUAGUGAGCCAUAUAAAAUCAGCAUCAUAGCUAGUCAGUCUGAUAAGAUUUGCAAGGCAUCAAGUGAGUCUGAUGAGCUCGAGAGAAUGAAGACCGGAUAUGAUAAAUCUGAGGGGACACCCAGCAGCCAUGCUAAAUCUAACGGCAUACUUCCCGGAUCAGACAAAAGCCCACAGAAACCAGCUGAUCAUUCUGAUAGACAUAGGAAGACACGUGAUUUAGUUCAAACAAUUUCUGUACGAAUCGAGAGAGCGUCUUUCGAUUCUGACUGUGACAUUCACCAACAACACCCAGGAAGUGCUGAGCCUGACUCUGGACAUGCCAAGCCUGACUCGGGAAGUGUUGAAUCUGACAGUGACAGCGCUAUCACAGACUCUGCUGACUCGGAGUCAUAUGAAGGAGUCGGACUCAGUCUGAACAGACUCUUUAGUGACCCUCCAGGUACGGAGUCCUCACUUUGUGUGGCCACUCGGUCUGAUUCAGUGGUGUGUCAGCUUUCUAAUGGAACAGGCACGCAGUGUAAGCUAGCGGAGUCAGCGGCGAGGCGGCAGCGAGCUGGGACUGCUGUAUGAGUGAGCAGGAUUGGCGAGUGAGGGUACAAUCACUGCUGUUUGUGUAGUCGCUGAUGUGUUAGCGCAGUGACUUAUGUGUCUGUGCAACUACGGUGUAUUGCUAUGUAAGCGCAUUCUUUACUGUGAGCGCAGCCAUUGCUCUGUAAGUGCAGGCUCUGCCUUCUCAUCACAGUCAAUGUCAUGCCAGCAAAGCCAUUACUGUGUGCCACUUCAUUCAGUGUUAUGUGGAUGAAGCACUUUGUGCAGUUCAAAAGCCAUCAUUCGCGCCCGCUGCUCCUAGCGGCCAUUCAACCAAUCAAAAGCUAGCUCAUAGUUACCACAUUGCUAGCACAGAACAUGACUUGUUGAGCGGAUGGUUGAUACAUCUCUAUUUUUGUUUAUAAUGGGGAAAUCCUGGCAAUGUUGGCUUCCGAAUGUUAGUCUAUGAUGUUUAUGUCACACUUGUGACUGGGAGAAACAAAUGUUUAAACCGUUGAUGUUCAAUGUUAACAUAAGCUCAUGAGGCUCGCAAAACAAUCAUGUUAAACCUCGAUACCGUUCAAUGUGUCAUUUGUAAUUAGUUGUUACUGCCCGACGCCCGUGAGAUAGCCCUAUGCUCCGAUAUUAUUUGCCGUAAUUAUUGUUACCUUUCUUUUCAGCAGCCAGAAAUCGUUACUUAACCCGCGCCCUGCUGGGGGGGUGGUGUUUGAACACCCCCCCUUGUGGUUUUUCGCGAAUAUCUCAAAAACGGCGGCGCGGAGCGCCGCCGUUUUUGGUACACCUUAUCAUACAUCAAUUCUACACAUGUUGUGAAAAUUUCAGACCAAGGUCAUUCAAGGUCAGGUCACCAGGUCACUUGAAGUGACCUCACCUCAUAAAAAGUUUCAAUGUCUGUCAUAGCUACACCGAGUGACCGAUCGCUUUGAAACUUUCAGCGAUUGCUAAGAGCAACAGAAUGUACAAAAUGUUCAUCUCAGAAUUUUGAUAUCGAUGACCUAAGGUCAGGUCAAUUUUGCGACCUCCCCAUUAGGUAUAAGUCAAUGGGAGAAAAUUGAAAUGCGCCUCUUUUGGAUGAAAGACAUUAUAAACACUCCCAAACACCGAAUUACAAGUAUAUUAGACACACUGAACAUGAAAAUGGUGUCCGUGACCUUUGUUUAUGCCCUGAGGUCAUCUUAGGUCACGAAUGGUAACUAACAGUUUUUCGCAAAUAACUUUUGAUAGAGGCAUGCUAGAGCGAUGAAAACGCCUUAGAUGUGUUCAGCUCGACGAUACGGAUCGACUGAUAUGCAACAUGACCCUUUACGGUCAGGUCAUGACCUUGACCUGAGGCCAAAUUUUCAAGUUGACAUUUCAAGGUCAAGUUAUAGUUCAUUCGAUGCGUCUUGAUGAGAGGAACACGAUGCCGGUAAAAGUAAGCUCGUAAAAGGCUUGGGUCAAAAGUUAUUGCCGAAAAACUGUUUCCGAAAAAAUCGGCUAUUUUUGCAGUUUUUGCACCCUGCAGGCAAAACCGUUGACGUUAGGUCAAAUCUGAGAGAAUUAUUCAGAAAGGGCGUUAAUAGGGCUAUGGAAUGUGCUUUUCCGUGGCGCUGUAGCUCUAUUGGUUCCCGAGUUAUGCAUUGGCUUCUUGGAAAUUUUUGAUAUUCGACCUGGAAAUCGGCGAAAUUUGGCCGUCAAUGACCUCUGGUGACCUGACCUUUGACCUGACCAAAAAAUUGACCGAAGUGAUUUCGGCAUUAUUUUUGACGCUCUUUCGAACGCCGCCUUCCGCGUAUCGCUACGUGGCCCAGGAGCCGAGGGGCGUGGAAAUCCAGGACCCCCAGCCGGGCGCGGGUUAAUUGUAGGAACGAUUGACGUUAUCUGCCUACGAUCGGUAUUGUGUGCGAUAUUGUCUUCGCCAGGUGUGCUCAUAUGUUAUCAGUUUUUUCACGCGUGCAUAAAACAAGCUCGGCCUGCUGAUUGCUGAUUCUGCGUACGUUUCUCCAUACAUAAUAUACGUGUAUAUUU